Molecule: messenger RNA, 2162 nt
Organism: Malus domestica (apple)
Lineage: Eukaryota; Viridiplantae; Streptophyta; Magnoliopsida; Rosales; Rosaceae
Source: RefSeq, a predicted model, not a curated record
AGCUUCGGCCCGACUUUUUGAGUCUGUACUAUUAAAGAGAAAGCCCAAAAGGCACAUGGAACGCAAUGUAAGUAACUGUUUCCCGCCAUUUUUCUUUGCUCGGCUUCUUUGGCGCGCAAGUAGAAGAUAAAGAACUCACACUGGAGCCGUGGCCCACUGGAGAUAAUUUCUCACUUCCACCGGAGACAGAGAGAGAGAGAGACAGUGAGGAGCAAAAAUGCAAGCCGUUAGAUCUCAGAGGAAAUCCUUCGUCAAGGAAGUCGUCCCGACCCUCCCUCUCUACCGCUCUGCUCCCGCCCUUGAAGUUCGUCUAGAAGAGUUCGAGCUCUUCGCCCUCGAUCGCCUCCGAGUGCUUAAAGGGAUAUCUGAUGGAUUAUCACGCGGAAAGAAACAUGACGAAAUGCAGAAAUUGGCAAUAGAACUAUGGAAGACAAAUAUGAGACAUCCUCAGGCAUCUGAGGUCGUCAACAAGGACAUAAUAUCGCACUUUGUUCUUCGGCUAGUUUAUUGCAGAACGGAGGACCUGAGAAAAUGGUUUCUUUCCAUGGAGACUGCCCUAUUUCGUUACCGAUUUAUGAACGAACAACCUGAACCUCAGAGGGCGCUCAUGGAAGAAUUUGAUCUUCCAUACAAGGCAGUUGGUGGUUCUGAACUCGAGAGUGUAUUAGAUAAAUUGGUCCAGGUUUCGCGUUCGCUCGGUGCUCAAUCUCAACCAACUGCUAGUGAUAUCUUCUUCAAGGUACCGUUUGAAGAAGUCCCAGAACUGGUAGCCAGUCGUAGAGUAUUCAUCAGUAAGGGGCAUGCAUAUAUAGCUAGAAAUCAGGUGGUUUCCCUUGUUGCCACACAGUUCCGCAGUCUUCUAUCAAAGGCACUUAUUUUGACAAACAGAAAAUGGACAACAACUAUAGCAGAACAAGAGAAGGAUCGGUUGACUCCUAUUGUUGAAGCCCUAUCCUCAAGUUACCUGGGCCCCGACUAUUCUGAGCCAAAAGAGUUUGGUCAGAUUUCGUUAAAAGACAUCGAUGAUGCAGCUAAGAGCUCAUUUCCUCUGUGCAUGCGCCACCUAUUUGAAAAGUUGAGAGAGGAUCAUCAUUUAAAGCAUGGAGGGAGAAUGCAACUAGGUCUCUUUCUCAAGGGUGUUGGGUUGAAGCUGGAUGAUGCCCUUGCGUUUUGGAAAGCUGAGUUCUCACAAAAAGUUGGUGUUGAAAGGUUUGACAAAGAAUAUUCAUAUGGCAUACGCCACAAUUAUGGAAGAGAGGGGAAAAGAACGGAUUACACGCCUUACUCCUGUCAAAAAAUCAUCUCAUCUACUCCUGGUGUAGGAGAUCAUCAUGGAUGCCCAUAUCGAUAUUUCAGUGAAGAGAACUUGAGAGCAGCCCUUGGUAAAAUGGGAGUUACUGGCCGAGCAGUUGGAGAUGUAAUGGACAAAGUUAAAAACAAACAUUAUCAGCUGGCAUGCACCUUGACGUUCGAAGCUAUUCAUGGUUCAUCAUGCGACGCUGGAAUUAACCAUCCAAAUCAGUACUUUAAGGACAGCCAAACUAUUAUAAAGUCUAAGAACCAGUCUGCAGCUUAAGGGAGAGUUUUAAAGUGCCAUCAGAGGCAGAUAUAGCGUAUUCUCGUUCCACAGGAUUAAACAUGUGUAGGACGAGGAAAAAGGUUGGUGGUUAUCAUUUCUCCUUUUUUAACAAAGAAAGCCAGUGCUAUGAUCUGCCCCAAAGUAGGAAGGACAUAUAUAAUUUGGUUUCCUGGUUCUAUUAUUAGCAAGUGUUCUUCCGCAACAUGAGGUCCACCGUUCACAUUGGUCCAUCUGAUUUCCCCCCUGCCUUUUUCAGUUUGAGCUCAGAUUUGGUGUACAGGUUUGGUUGGUUGGUCGGUCGGGAUGAAGAAGUGAUCACGACGAAGCUCAUGACCUAACAUAUUGUUGUUCCUUUUGAUGAUAUAUAACGAAAAUUUUAUGUUUGUUUUAUGAUGGAUUUGAGUUAUCCCUUGAAAUUUAUAAUUAGUUUUGAGUUAUGCAAUAUUUGGCAUCUGUUUUUCAUUGUAUACAAGUAAUAGUAUAGUUCGUAGAUACAAUGUUUAUGAUCCUUUGGUCUGUAACGACAUGACAUCCAGUCUUCAUUUUAUCGAUGAAGUCUUUGAGUUCAAAGUCGAUUUCUUUA